AUUCUCUAUGCAGCUUUUGUGCUACAAGACCACAGAGGAGUAGUUAGAGUUCUGUGGGAGUCUCCAAGAUGAAUACUACAGCAAUGAGUCCACUCACUGUUACUCCGCUAGGUUUUAUUCCAGACUUAAAAAAUGCCACACUUGUGCCUUUCAAUGAGACUGCAUGUGAAAACUGGAAGGAGAUUCAUCAUCUUGUUUUCCAUGUGGCAAACAUUUGCUUUGCAGUUGGACUGGUUAUUCCAACUACUCUGAAUCUUCAUAUGAUUUUUCUGCGAGGCCUGCUCACCAUAGGAUGUGCAUUGUUCAUCAUUUGGGCUACACUCUACCGUUGUGCCUUGGACAUAAUGAUCUGGAAUUCUGUGUUUUUGGUUGUCAACCUUUUACAUUUCAUAUACCUACUGUAUAAAAGAAGACCGAUCAAGAUAGAGAAGGAGCUUAGCAGCCUCUACAGGAGAAUGUUUGAACCUCUCCAUGUGCCUCCAGAGCUCUUCCAAAGACUGACUGGACAAUUCUGCAACAUUCAGACUUUAAAGACAGGUCAAGCCUAUGCUGCAGAAGAUAAAACAUCAGUUGAUGAUAGGCUAAGCAUCCUGCUGAAGGGGAAAAUGAAGGUGUCUUAUCGAGGGCAUUUUCUGCAUAAUAUUUACCCCUGUGCCUUUAUAGAUUCUCCUGAAUUUCGAUCAACACAGAUGAACCGGGGUGAGAAAUUCCAGGUCACCAUUAUUGCAGAUGAUAACUGCAAGUUCCUGUGCUGGUCCAGGGAAAGGCUGACUUACUUUCUGGAAUCUGAGCCAUUUCUUUGUGAGAUCUUCAAGUAUCUUAUUGGCAAAGAUAUUACAAAUAAACUCUAUUCAUUGAAUGACCCAACCUUAAAUGACAAGGCUUCAAAAAAGCUUGAUCGACAGCCUAGUCUUUGCUCACAGCUCUCUGUGAUGCAGAUGAGAAACAGUAUAGCCAGUACCAGUGACAGUGAGGAUGGUUUGCAGAUGUUUCUUCGCGGGACUUCCUCUGCAUCCUCUCUUCGCCCGGGCCGGACGUCUCCCUACCUGAGAACUUCGGCAAAAAUGAAGCCGAUAGAAGAAAGUGUUGAAGAUGACGUCUUUGAAGCACCAGCCGCUGAUAAGCUUCAACUCCAGCGGCUGCCUUGAACAGAUGUAUCCUCGGCAUAUCAGGGCUUGCACACAGCUCCAGUGCAAGAGGGAGAAGCUGAAUUUGGGAGGAAUCUGACAGCUAAAACCACCUCUCUGUGUUGAAUUUACCACAGCAUAUGUCAGUGGCUUCUAGAUGGAAAUGUCACAUUUUAUUUUACGUCUAAUUAAAAUAAAUAAAAACUUGUAUGGGUUUUAUUUUUGUUUUCUGGACAUGGGUGGUUGCUUUAUUUCAGCUUUGACUCUUGCAUCAUAAAUGUAGUGUGAAGUGGCUGACUAGCCUGAAAUUUCUAGAGACUUUCUCAGUGGAGAAUAUCCCCAGUUUCAUUUCCGUAAGUUCUUAGAGACCUGUAUCUUAGUGUUUUUCAGUGGGAGAUUUUGAAACUAUGUUUCCAAAGCUAUGUUGCUGUUACCUACCGUCAUUGUUGUGAGAGUCUCGUGAAAUAGUACACACACUGUUCUGCACCUUUUGGUAGGUAUUUGCCUCUAAUUCUGGCAUUUCCCAACCUGACUGCUUGACUCUACAAUUGUAAUGAUGGCUUCAAUUUUAAUUUUUCUUGGCCAAAUAUUUAAAUUUAAUGUUGCCUUUCCAACCUUAACUUUUUCUACUUUAGGUAACUGUAUUACACUGAAGUCUAUGCUUUUCCUUUGUCUUAUCCAUGGAGUGAUUGAGCUGUUCUGGAUUAACCUUUCCACACAGGAAUAUGUGAGGUACAAAUAACACUUGAUAUAGGAAAUUCAGUUCAAACCUCAAAACUAGGUAGCUGCAGAUACAGUAAAAGUCUCAUAAUGGGAGGCGUUGGGAAGCCUUUAUAAGAGGCACUUGUAGCAGUCCUGUCUGUGAUAUGUGGAGACAUGUAGAUGGUAGCUGUACUUCUGUGCUUUGACAAUGCUUGAAAUUUGUUAUGCAACAAAUAGUAUAUUUUAACUAAUCAUAACAUAAAACAGAUACUUUUCUAUUUAUUGAAUUGGGUAAAACUCCACUACAUACAAUAAUAGAAGUUUGGCAUAAACUCUCAAGCAGAGGUGUCAGAGUCUGGGUUUUGCUGGUUCGUGUCAUUCCAUUUUAUUUCUAAAAUUUAUCCUGACCGAACAUCCUUGAAUCAGCCUGCAUCUGAGUUAUAUAACCCACUUAUUCCCUCCUCAAAAGCUCAUGCAAAAUCAAAACACGCAGUUAAAUGAUUGGAAGUUUGACCUGUGUUGUCAGCAUUCCUGCUUCUGUGAAUUUAAAUCCAGUGUUUAAUAUUACAUCAAUAUGGCUUGUGGUUCAGUCAGUUUUGCAUUAUUAAAAAUGUUGCACUGAGGUGAGACAUACUUACUAAUUUGUGUAAAUAGAUGUAAAAUAUCUUUAAGCCACACAUGCAAAAGACAGCACAUUUGGCUUCUGUUGGUGUUGAUGUAGUUUAUCAUCUAAAUCUGAUUUAAUGUUAUGAAAGUCUUUGUAGGUAAAAAAUAGGAAGUCCUCUCGCAGCUGUUGUAACUUAUGCACAAGUGUUAGUGGGAACAGCUUUCAGAACCACUGGUUUGAUAAACCAAAAUGAUAGGUAGGAUCUCUUGCAAGUCUACUGGGGUACGACUGGGAUUCAGCAACUAAAACAUAAAUGUAUAUUUAAAAUUAUACCACAUUUUUAGUCGCUGACUGUCAAAUACUAGCAACUGAACAGAUUACACCAUGAACAAAAAUACAGUAGACAAGAAAACUUAAUAUAUUAUAAAAAUAUGAAACAUUCUCCCUGCAAUAAAAUGCAUACUAAAGGAGAAAUACAUAUCCUCAUAACUCCAGCGACUGCUCAGUGUAAAGUUGUGAACUUGUUUGAGGUUUUGGAUGUCCUGUUUCUUUUAAUAAAAAGAAGAAUAUUGCAGAACUUUUCAAUAGGAUAAAUGAUAGAAAUACAGACUUACUUAGGUUGAGACCUCUGCAGGUCAUCUGAUCUAGUCUCCUGCUAAAGCAGGGUUAACUUCCAAAUGAGUGGAAAUACGAUAAUGAUGGAGACAAAAAUACUAACAAGUGCUGUUACAGGAAGAUGGCUAGGUAUGAGGAUCAUAAGCAUUUUGGACAUAUCUUCCUUCUGGAUUACAACACAGCCAGACUUUAUAAAUAAAACAAUUCUGUGUAUUUUUGCAGGUUUUACAAAAGCUGUUCCAAGUAGUUGAUCAUCAGGCCGUGUCAGUAACACGAUGGUGAGAGACUCGCAGAUCGGUGGGUGAAGGCUUCCUUGCUUCUGGCAGCAGUGUCAAGCUCUGUGUAAGAAGUGACGUUUUACUCCCAUUCCAGAGAAAAUGAUCCCUGUGGAUAAAACAUGUCAGUCAAAAGAAGGAUGCUGACACAUGAUUUUUAGUGGUUAGGACUAAAAAAAAUCAUGUAACAAACUCAUUUGACUAUGCUGAAAAUAUGCAGAAACCCCUCUCCUUCUCCCUGGAUUACAAACAAAAGAUCUUUUACACAUAGGGAGCAAGUGCAUCAUUGGUUCAAUGUCUCAAGGCUAGUGGCCAUAUCUCUGAGGUUGCUUUUUGGCUACUGGGAGAGUAAGAGAGGAAAUGGGAAUUAUUUUACUUAUAAGGAGAUACAGAGAGCCAUGUGCUUGUCCUGAUGUAAUUUUCCCAAACUUCUGCCAGUUUUCAAACUCCUCUAAAGAGGAAAACCAAGCUGGUGGAAUAGAUCUCACCCAGUUAGCAAUGACCAGAAAACCCAGAGUGAAUGAAGUAAAAACAGCUGUUUCCUUUCUUCUUCCCUCUCCAGCAGAAUAACUUCUCAUGUAUUAUUAUCAAUUCAAGCAAUAUUCAAUGCCCAGAGAGAUUGCAUCUCCUGAACAGAAUUUGUCUUUAAAAUCAGGGAGGCCCUGCAGGAGCAGAGCUCUGCAUACCUGUUGUGUAUCCCAGCCUCAGGACCAUAAACUCUUGUCUGCUGUCUGGGAACAAGAACCAAGUCAUCUUUGCACCUGCAAGAAUCACCCAUGCUAAGGAUACUACAGCAGCAACACUGCAAAUAAUGAUAAAUAACUGUGUUAAUCUACUGGAAGCAAUACAUUUUAUUACCUGAAAGUAUGUAACUGGAAAUUUUAAAAUUCCUGAUGAAUGGCUAAAAUUAACAGCAAGUAAGUUUACUUGAUAAACACAACUUGCGAAGUCUGUUUAUCUCUGUUCCUGUUGUCUCAAAUAGAGUUGUUUCUGAGACAACAGAAGUUAAAAUAGACUGGCCUGCUUUUCUGUAUUGCAUGAGGCAUCCCUUUCUAUUGCUGUUGCAGAAGGUAAGGAAAAGCAUCCUGUAAUAAUUCAGAUUUAAAGGAGAGUGUUUGCCUGAGUAGAGAGACGAUGGGCUGUAAACUCAUUGUUAGCUCAUUUCAAGGUGUGAUUAGUAAAUCAAAAUAAAACAACAUAUAUUUUAAAAUCAUAACAUCAUGUUCUGUUGGUCAUAACUGUAACUACUCAGCAGGUGUGAAUUAUACUAGCAAAUAGUUCUUUUUACUAACCAGAACACCUGUGGGGAAAAAAAGGAAGGUAUUUCAUCAAAAUGUAUUUUUUAUAACUUUUUUCAAGAAUUCUGUGAUUUCAGUGCAUUUAUAUAAAUAUAGUAAAACACAUACUGAGUGCCAUGUUUGUCAGGGAGACUGAAUUAAAAGAUGUCAAUUAGUUCUA
Messenger RNA from Harpia harpyja (harpy eagle), 4784 nucleotides. It is a transcript of the gene POPDC1, whose product is annotated as blood vessel epicardial substance. Gene Ontology annotation, molecular function: cAMP binding. The record is from RefSeq and is a predicted model, not a curated record. The coding region runs from base 69 to 1148 and encodes 359 amino acids. NCBI's taxonomy places the organism in Eukaryota, Metazoa, Chordata, Aves, Accipitriformes, Accipitridae. Gene Ontology annotation, cellular component: sarcolemma. The transcript has 8 exons.